This is a messenger RNA of Ctenopharyngodon idella (grass carp), 1175 nucleotides long. RefSeq names its product C-type mannose receptor 2-like. The transcript has 3 exons. Bases 1 to 828 code for a protein of 275 amino acids. NCBI's taxonomy places the organism in Eukaryota, Metazoa, Chordata, Actinopteri, Cypriniformes, Xenocyprididae. The record is from RefSeq and is a predicted model, not a curated record.
AUGGGUCGUGUACUAAAACUCGUCAUUUCAUCUGCAACAACAUCUUUGAAUGACACGUGUUUCUAUUUAAUUUUAGUUAAUUUUUAUUUGUUUAUUUAUUUUUUUGUAUUUAUUUUUCUUAAAGUGAACACAGGACUCGUCUUUGUCAAUCAGAGGAUGAAUUGGAGAGAUGCUCAGAGUUACUGCAGACAGAAUCACAUUGAUCUGGUCAGUGUGAGGAACCAGAAUGAGAGUCAACAGCUUCAGCAGUUCAUCAAUGAUAGUCUCAUAUCUGGUGAUGUCUGGAUCGGUCUGUUCAGAGACUCAUGGCAGUGGUCAGAUCAGAGUAACUCCUCAUUCAGAUACUGGAGGUAUAAUGAACCUAGUGGUAAUGAAAACUGUGCAGCGAUCAUUCAUCUCCCUCCGAGAGAAUGGGAUGACACCCCUUGCAGUGCGCAGCUUCCUUUUGUGUGUCAUGAAGAUAAACUGAUUCUGAUCAAAGAGAAUCUGACGUGGUCUGAAGCUCUGAGAUACUGCAGACAGAAUCAUACGGAUCUGGUCUCGGUUCAUUCAGAAGAGAUGCAGCGUGAGGUGAUGAAUGUGGUUAAACAGGCGUCUACUGAGGAGGUGUGGUUGGGUUUACGUUACUCCCACAUUUUGGGCAUCUGGUACUGGGUGAGCGGAGACACCGUGUGCUAUCAGAACUGGGCUCCAGGGAACGGCACAGGAGAGGAAGAGUGUGAGCGUACAGUGAGAUCUGGAGCAGUUCAGUCUGGAGGAGAUCAGCGCUGGAUCAGCCGUCCUGAGACUGACAGACUCAACUUCAUCUGCAGCAGAUAUGAAGAGUGAAGGAUUCGUUUGUGCUGUUAUUUCACUUUCAUUUUGCCUUGUUCUAUCUGUUUUUAAUUUGCAAACACUUUUUGUUCUGUUUUCAUCAGACAAUGUGCUUAUAUCAGUACAAUGAAAUUAAUUUAAGAGUAUAAAAUACCAGUGUGCACUAUAUAUGUUUUAAAGACCCCAUGAAAUCAAAAUGAGUUUUCAUCUGUGGCUUUUAGAAACAUUUGAAAAUUGCAGUCAUUCUCUUCUGGAAAAAUGGCUCAAUAUUUUUAACACAGACUGUUCAAUCAAACACACUUGCAGUCAACUAGACAUUAGAAGAUCAUGAUUCAAGGAUUUGGCAUAAAGCAUAUUGACUA